Molecule: messenger RNA, 4176 nt
Organism: Verruconis gallopava
Lineage: Eukaryota; Fungi; Ascomycota; Dothideomycetes; Venturiales; Sympoventuriaceae
Exons: 4
Coding region: 312-3734 (1140 amino acids)
Biological process (GO): proteasome-mediated ubiquitin-dependent protein catabolic process; regulation of protein catabolic process
Cellular component (GO): proteasome storage granule; proteasome regulatory particle, base subcomplex; nucleus
Molecular function (GO): enzyme regulator activity
Source: RefSeq, a predicted model, not a curated record
CCUGCACCUGCUGCCGCACUGGCAUCUCAUCACCAACUCAUCAACACUUAAUCCAUUUCACCUCCCCCAACCGGCCCGUCGUCUUGUCCGCUCCUUGGCCACGCAUCUUCUGCUCAUCGACCUCUUCCUUCCACACGGUCCCUGGGGCGUUCGACACCUUUUGACUCUUGUCGCUGAGCUCGCCGUGCAUCACGAGCACCGUCAACACCUUCUCUCUCCAUCCACCACAUUGCCGCAUACGCUGUGCUGAGUGCAUCCUUGCAUAUCCGCUGCGAAAUCCACGCCUUCUCGUUUCCCCCUCGACAGUUACCAUGGUCGGUCUGACUUCAGCAGCCGGCCUGGUGGGCUUCCUGGCUGAGCCGGACCCGGCCUUGCAGAGCUUCGCGCUCCACAGGCUCAACGAGAACGUCGACCUGCUGUGGCCCGAGGUUGCGGUGUCGCUGGGACAGAUUGAGGCGCUGUACGAGGACGACUCGUUCCCCGAAAGAGAACUUGCAGCUCUGGUUGCGUCGAAGGUGUACUACCAGCUUCAGGAAUAUGACGAGAGCAUGCGGUUUGCGCUGGGCGCAGGCAAGCUGUUCAACAUCGACCAGCCGGGCGAGUUCGAGAACACCAUCAUCAUGAAAUGUAUCGACACAUACAUUGCAUUGUCCGUCUUGCACAACCCCCCAACUCCGGCUUCGUCAACAGACAAGCGCGAUCUACAGUUGUCUACAUCCUUCAGUGGCAAUUCUGAAGGUGCCAGUACGUCCGCCGGCAUCACCUCGCCCACCACACCUUUUUCACAGUCGGCUUUGCCAUCGAAAUCGCUCUUGUCAAGGCAAGAUUCGUCAACUUACGAUGCAUCGAUUCCGGGUGGUGGUAACGCUGGCAUCAUAGGUGCUCAUGCUUCGCCUAUGGUGUUGAAGCGAACAGUUCAGAAGAACCUACAGGGCAUAGUUCGCAGGAUCUUUGAGAGCUGCUAUGCAUCAGGCGACUACAGACAAGUUGUCGGUAUCGCAAUUGAGGCCCGGAACCUGGAAGUCCUUAGAGAAGCAAUUUUGGAAGCAGCAAAGGCUGGCAAGGGGAAAAAAGCCGCAGUCUCGGGCGCCGCACAGAAGGGUGAGGAGCUCAUGGAAUAUGUGCUUGACAUCUGCAUGAACGUUGUGCAAGAGCGUGGCCUACGCAAUGAUAUUCUUCGCCUCAUUCUGGACCUGUUGAAUGAUAUUCCGAAUCCAGACUACUUUGCGAUUGCCAAGUGCGUGGUCUAUCUCGGGCAGCACUCGAUGGCGUCGAACAUGCUGAAGCACUUGGUAGAGCGCGGCGACGGCAAGUCACUAGCCAUUGCAUACCAAAUCUCCUUUGAUCUGUACGACAACGGGACGCAGGAGUUCUUGGGCAACGUUAUCGAUGAGCUUCCAGAGACAGAAGAAGCCAAAGAAGAAGGGUCAGCACCUCAUGCGAACGGAAGUAUCCCACAUCCUGCCUCCGCGAACAGCGAGUCUGGAGCAGAACCGAAAGAAACGGAUCAGCUGCUUACUGAAGUCGAGCAGCAGGAGGCUAAGACGAUGGUGUCACGCACCAAACAGAAGCCGGCAUCCGAUGAAGAAAAGAAAGCCUUCACAUUGAUCCGGCACAUUCUGCGCGGCACGAAGAGCAUUGAACUUAAUCUUGAAUUCCUCUACAGAAACAAUCACACAGACAAGACGGUGCUGAACAAGAUUCGGGACAGCCUAGAAGCUAGGAACUCCAUCUUCCACACGGGUGUCACCUUUGCCAACGCUUUCAUGAACUCGGGAACCACUAACGACUCAUUUUUCCGGGAGAACUUGGAAUGGUUGGGCAAAGCUGUCAACUGGUCCAAGUUUACCGCAACAGCUGCGUUGGGUGUAAUUCAUCGUGGUAACAUCACUCAAGGCCAAAAACUGCUCGAGCCUUAUCUUCCUCGCGAGCAGUCGAUGAGCAACUCUGUAUACAGCCAGGGAGGUUCCCUCUUCGCCCUUGGUCUAAUAUACACGAACCACGGAACGAACGUCCUCGAGUACCUGCGAACAAACUUCAACCGUGCAAAUGAGGAAGUUGUCCAACAUGGUGGUGCUCUAGGUUUAGGUCUUGCUGGUAUGGCGACUGGCUCCAAACAAAUCUACGAGGAUCUGAAACAAGUUCUCUACACGGACUCCGCCAUCAACGGUGAAGCUGUUGGCCUGUCAAUGGGAUUGGUAAAUCUCGGAACUGGCAACAUCGCAGCCCUGGAGGACAUGAUCCAGUAUGCUCAUGAUACUCAGCAUGAGAAGAUUGUCCGAGGUCUUGCGCUUGGCAUGGCUCUUGUUAUGUAUGCCCGUCAGGAGGCUGCAGAUGAACUGAUUAAUGGACUACUCGAGGAUCCGGACCCAACUCUGCGUUACGGUGGCAUAAUGACAAUCGCCCUGGCAUAUUGUGGUACUGGUAGCAACAAGGCUGUGAGAAAACUCCUGCACGUCGCUGUGAGCGACGUUAGCGACGAUGUCAGGCGCGUUGCAGUUAUGAGCUUAGGCUUUGUGCUGUUCAGAAAACCCGGUAGCGUGCCACGCAUGGUCGAAUUGCUUGCCGAGUCGUACAACCCCCAUGUUCGAUAUGGCGCGACGAUGGCCUUGGGCAUUGCAUGUGCAGGGACUGGUCUGGACGAGGCAAUCGAUCUACUCGAGCCCAUGAUGAAAGACUCCGUGGACUUUGUUCGUCAGGGUGCCUUGAUCGCUCUGGCCAUGAUCCUCGUCCAGCAAAACGAGGCAAUGAAUCCUAAGGUUGGCACGAUCCGCAAGCAGCUCGCCAAGGUGAUAGCGGAUCGACAUGAGGACGCAAUGGCUAAAUUCGGCUGCGCCCUCGCCCUUGGUAUUAUUGACGCUGGUGGUCGAAACUGCACCAUUGGCCUGCAGACACAAACUGGAAACCUCAAUAUGACUGCCAUUGUUGGCAUGGCUGUCUUCACGCAGUACUGGUACUGGUUCCCACUUACUCACUUCCUGUCUCUGGCUUUCAUACCCACGUCCAUCAUCGGUGUGGAUCAAGAUCUAGAGAUCCCAAGCUUCAAGUUCCACAGCAACACGCGCCCCAGCAUGUUCGACUAUCCACCUGAGCAAGAGGUCAAGACCGAAGAGGCCCCUGAGAAAGUCAAGACGGCCGUUCUAUCAACGACUGCCCAGGCUAGAAGGAGACGACAAGCCAAGGAAAGACAAGCACGUCGGGAGAGCAUGUCCAUGAGCAUGGACAUAGAACAAACACCCACCACACCAAAGGUAUCAACCGACGAUGACAAGAUGGAUACCGAUGAGAAGGAAGACAAGAAGGGAGAGGAGGAUGCGAUUGUAGAGACAAGCAAGAAGAAAACUGAGAAGGAGAAAGUGGGCUAUGAUCUAGAGAACAUGUCGAGGGUUUUGCCUGCACAGUUGAAGUACAUCAGCUUCCCAGCUGGGCGGUACGUACCUGUCAAAAAGCCAACGGGAGGCGUUAUACUCCUGCACGACACGCAGCCUGAUCAGCCGAAAACGCUCGUCGAGCUUAAGGUCAAGAAGACGACGGUUCAACCGGCGCCCACACGUGACAAUGCAGCGGCCGUGGCUCCGCAGACACCAGUUCAACGGUCUGCGUCAAGAAAUGCACCGGGCUCGCUUGCGGCUAUGCUUACACUUGCAGCUGUAGAUGAGGACAACGACGAAGGAGAGGAAGCCGAAGUGCCAGGAAGUUUCGAGUACGAGACAGACGAUGAGGGAGAAGAUUAAUGGCAUUUAUCUUGGGGCGAAAAACAAACUUCGGCAUUUGUCUUAUCUAGCAUCCGCUCCUUCAGCCAUUGCUUUAUUUGAUAAGGAGUUUGCUAUUUCUUCUUCGAGGGCUGUUUUUUUAGACCCUGGGCCUUGGUAACCUAUGUGCGUGUCUACGCGUGUAAUAUAUCAGCAUCUGGGCAAAGCCACAUGUCCUGCUCUGGUAGAGAUUGGAAGGCCGAAUACAAGUGGUUGUUACUUUGCUUGCCUACGGUGUGCUUGCUACUUGGUCUAAGAGUGGCAGCCUAUUUCCCCCCUUUUCUCAAACCUGGAACAUGCAGCUGAAUCAACUCAAGAGCCUGAAUGACCUUCUCGUCCUCAUAACGCCGACCAACGAGCUGCAAACUGACGGGAGCAUCGCGGUACAUCUCUGGCUCAUCUGUGUCACCCAGGUUAAUUUUUG